This is a messenger RNA of Oryzias melastigma (Indian medaka), 518 nucleotides long. Its product is annotated as immunoglobulin superfamily DCC subclass member 3-like. The record is from RefSeq and is a predicted model, not a curated record. The transcript is spliced from 4 exons. NCBI's taxonomy places the organism in Eukaryota, Metazoa, Chordata, Actinopteri, Beloniformes, Adrianichthyidae. The annotation marks the transcript as partial.
UCUCUUCAAACCUGCAAACUGAUCACGUGAAUGCAGCGCUGUUAGCAUAGCAACAACUGAUGCUUCCUCCCACAGAGCCUGAAGGUCUUUACAAGAUCCAACUAGUUGCGUUCAAUGGAAACGGCGAGAGCAGAUCCACCAGCCGUCUGGUGUCCCUGUCUGAGGUCGGAGCCUCCGAAGCUGCUGCAACCUGUAACUGUGACCAGUCCAGUAACUCCACCUCCGCCUUGCUGGUUGGAGUCCACAGCGGACUCGCCUGCAUCCUCUGCUUCCUUCUCUUCAUCCUGCUGGGUUACAGACGGAGCUUCUUCUGCAAAAAAACAUGGGCAGCCCCGCCCACCAUGAAUGGAGCCAGAGGCUCAAAAGGUGUGGUUACCUUUGUCCCUCAGGUGCUGCUGGUGGAUGUGCAGCAGGAUGCGACUGUAGCAGCAGCUCAUCACCAGCAGGGGGACAACGUACAGAGUGACGAAGUGGAACAUGUUGUAAACCGUUUCCUGCCAGCGGUGACUGAAGCUGCC